AUGAGGUCAGUUCUGAUCAUCUCCCUCCUCAGCUGCUUCUUUGCAGUUUACAAUGCCAAAGUCUUCUCCAAGUGCGACCUGGCCCGCAAGCUGAAAGCCCACGGAAUGGAUGGCUUCCAUGGCUACAGCCUGGCGAACUGGGUCUGCAUGGCUCAGUAUGAGAGUAACUUCAACACCCGGGCUUUAAAUGGAAAGAACGCCAAUGGCAGUGCUGAUUAUGGGAUCUUCCAGCUGAACAACAAAUGGUGGUGCAAUGACAACAAGCACUCCUCAGCAAACGCUUGCAACAUCAUGUGCAGCAAAUUUCUGGAUGAUAACAUUGAUGAUGACAUCAUCUGUGCCAAGAGGGUUGUGAGAGAUCCUAACGGGAUGUCUGCUUGGGUGGCUUGGCAAAAUCACUGCAAAAGCAAGGAUUUGUCCAAAUACCUGGCCAGCUGUAAACUGUGA
Molossus molossus (Pallas's mastiff bat) is the source of this 447-nucleotide messenger RNA. Its product is annotated as lysozyme C, milk isozyme. The coding region runs from base 1 to 447 and encodes 148 amino acids. NCBI's taxonomy places the organism in Eukaryota, Metazoa, Chordata, Mammalia, Chiroptera, Molossidae. The record is from RefSeq and is a predicted model, not a curated record. The transcript has 4 exons. Gene Ontology annotation, molecular function: lysozyme activity.